Argiope bruennichi is the source of this 3856-nucleotide messenger RNA. Its product is annotated as hairy/enhancer-of-split related with YRPW motif protein 1-like. NCBI's taxonomy places the organism in Eukaryota, Metazoa, Arthropoda, Arachnida, Araneae, Araneidae. Gene Ontology annotation, molecular function: protein dimerization activity; DNA-binding transcription factor activity, RNA polymerase II-specific; RNA polymerase II cis-regulatory region sequence-specific DNA binding. Gene Ontology annotation, cellular component: nucleus. Gene Ontology annotation, biological process: regulation of transcription by RNA polymerase II; regulation of neurogenesis; anterior/posterior pattern specification. The record is from RefSeq and is a predicted model, not a curated record. The transcript is spliced from 5 exons. Bases 221 to 1072 code for a protein of 283 amino acids.
UAUUUCUUUCCGCACUGAUCCAAAGGAACUCCGAUGCCGUGGGAAAGUGUCGGUUCGAAAUUAACUCCGGAUGAUCGGUGCGGACCCGUUGUACCGUUCGUUUGCCACUCGCGUGUCUCAUCAUUGGUCGUUCCGACGCAGGUUGUCAUAGAAACGCGUCUCCUGCUGUCCUGCGCAUUCGGCUGCUGUCUUUAGUCGCGGAGUGAAGCUAGCUGUCAACAUGAGUGACAUGGAUUCUGAGUGUGAUGAUGUUUUUUCGGAGGAUUCGAAGGGAUACGAAUUAACGGAGGGAUCUAAAAGCCCACCCUCAAAUGAUGACGAUGGACAACACAUAAUGAAUCGGAAAAGGCGAAGAGGAAUCAUUGAAAAGAGGAGACGAGACAGAAUAAAUAAUUCACUGUCGGAGCUACGGAGGUUAGUCCCUGCUGCUUUCGAGAAACAGGGUUCUGCCAAGCUUGAAAAAGCUGAAAUUCUGCAAAUGACCGUGGAUCAUUUAAGGUUUAUGCAUUCCAAAGGUAUGGAUGUAUUCAAUUUUGAUCCUCAUAGCUUCGUUAUGGACUAUCAUGGCAUCGGUUUCAGGGAGUGUGCUUCUGAAGUGGCGCGGUACCUCGUCGGCUUCGAAGGACUCGAUCUUCAGGACCCUUUGAGGUUGAGGCUGAUGAGCCACCUACAGUGCUUUUCCGCCCAAAGAGACAUGGCUCUAAAUUCUUCACCGCAUCCGAGCCCUUCACCGAAUCCAUGGUUCUCAGCCCUUCCUGCCAUGCCAACUCCGCAGUACCCCUCAUUCCAAGGUGCCAGAAAUAGUCCCAGGGACCUAUCCAUGUACAGCAGCAGCAGUGCCAGUGGUAGUGAUAGAAGACCAAGCAGUGCCAGCAGCGCAAUGUCCACCGAAAGUACCAGCAAGAUGUCACCAUCCAGAAUAAGAUCUCAAUUGCCAAUCAGUCCUGUAGCUCUGAAUGCUUCCAGUCUAAUUGGUAAUUUCGGACGAGCUUCGAUGCUAUUACCAGAAAGUCCAGCUCAGAGAUCGCCAGUAAAGCCGUAUAGACCAUGGGGAACAGAGAUGGCCUACUGAUAUUUAUAGACACUUAAAUCAUUCAAUAUUGUAAUGAAUGUAGCAGUGUGAAUAGACUUGUGUCUCCCGGUGUCGUUAUUCGAAGAUAUAAUUUGUUAUCGUUUGGAAAAGGAUAGAGCAAAGCUAAAUAUUCGAAUUAUCUAUCUCAGGAUUUUCAAAUUUUCUUUCUCAGGGCACAACCCCAAAUGAACUUACAAAACCUUUAACAUGAUCUUUUUCAGUUCAGAUAAUUAUACAUUUGUAACCAAAUAUGGUAGUUCCAUUUCCCCAAAUUAAAUGGACAUCUGGCCUAUCCAGAUAUUUUAAAUUCGGAUAAUUGAUAAGGGAUUAUCAGUAAUUAAAUAAAAAGGAAGGCGUCAGAAAUUUAAAAAGAUAUUAACUUUAGUUCAUAAAAUUAAUUUUAAGAAUUAUAAGGUGCAAAGAGAUGUAAAUAGCGAAUGAUUUGCAUAAAAGUUGAACAAAUUAAAUCACACAUAAGAAUUGACUUCAUACAUAUUAUACAAAUGCAUUAAAAUUAUUCGUAAUGAUUUUAUUAUAUAAUGUUGCCUUAUUUUAAAUUCUUCCCCUUCCAAAAAUUGAUUUGGAAUAUUAGAGAUUCGUGUUUAAUUGACUUCAGAUAUUUGAAAUUUUACUGAAUUAACUUCCAUUAUUUUACUGAAGUUUUGAAAUAAUAAUUUUAACAGGAUUUAGUUUUUGUUAUGAUUAAGUAAUGUUUAAACUUUGGGGUCGUAGCAUUACCCAUCAGAUAGAACUGGGGCUUGGUUUAUCUAUGCCAUAACUUUUGAAAUUUUUGCAAUAGUUUGAAAAAGCUGUUAUCUUCAAAUUUAUAAAAUAGAUUACAGUAGUUAUUUGAUAUAUAACAGAUAAUUCAAAUUUACUUAUAUUUAUUAUGUUUCUGUGGAAAAAAUUGAUGUAAUAACUAAAAAUGUCUUGACAAUGUAUAAAAAUUGUAAAUCCUUUCUUGAUAUUUUGAUUGUACUGUACUCUUUACAGAUAAGUUAUAAUUAAGAAUCAUUUUGUAGCUUGUAGAAAAAAUAAGGAUAUUCCCAUGGCAUCAGUAAUGAAGAUAUUUAAGUGGGAGAAGACGAGGUGAAUUCUUCAGAAAAACGACAAGGUUUUUCUUAAGAAUAUAAUAAUAUUCUAUGUCUAAUAAAUCUCAUCAACCAUAUCUCUACUCAUUGUGUAGCAGUCCUGUGAUAUUCAGUUAUAUUUCUACUUUUUCUUGCUCUGAAGAAACUGUUAAUUUAAAUAUAGGCAGCCUUGUAAGAUAAUUUAUAAACAUUAUCAUAAGUGCCUUCUAUACAAAGUUGUUAUAAAAUAUCAUAAAGGUAGCUUGUUAAAGUGAUUUCAGUGAGCCAGUAGAUUGUUUUUGUAUAGUUUAAUUUGGCGAUUUAUAAAGUUCAAUUAUUGAUGAGGAACUUGCCAUGUUUCCGUAACUGACAAGCUGCGAAUAUAAUAAGGUUUUUUAUAUAUAAAAUUAUACUGUAUAUUACAUUAUGAUUGUUAUUUCCUUUUAGAAUUAUAAUACAAUCCCAUAAACACUAAAUGAUAAAUUUAAUCUCCCCCCCUUUUUUUUUUAAUAAAAUUAUUCAAGUUAAACAAACUUGAUUAAAAUUAUAUGGGGAUAAUUUUAAUAAGGUUUCUUCAACCUUCCCCCAUAUUGUUAUUUUGAGGAAAUCAUUCUUUAUGUUAGAGAAGCAGCAAUAAAAGUAAGUUAUUCAUUAAUUUUCUUUUAAAAACCAAUUUGUGCAAAAUUCUUUCCUAUAGAGGAACAGGGCCUUUUUUUAAGUACCUUGAACAAUGGAAUGUGUGUAUUAUUACUGUUAUGACAAAGUAAUUUUUAUAGUUUUAGGAAAUGUUCACGAUAAUAAAUAAUUGAAUGAAAUUUGCGAGCAUAUGAGAUGUAUUCCUCAUGCCAACUUGUGCCUUAAAUGAGGUCUUCUUAAAUUGUAAAUACCUCAAUAUUAUUAUCACUCAUAUGUGAGCAUCAUCUGCUUUUACCAAAUUCUUUUAUGUUUUUACCCUAAUUAAUUAAAAAAAACUUAACAUUUAAUUUAAUUGAAAUUUCUGUUGCAACUUUUUAAAAUUGAAUUUUUUGUAAUAUGAAAAAAUAAUUAUAUUUGCCUAUCUUGGUAGCUCCAGGCCCAAUCUACCUUUUAGAGAUCUUUGAAUGAUUUUUAUGCCAUGCAAUUUACAAAUAAUAGUCAAACUAUUAUUUGUAAAUUUAAAUUAAAUUAAAUUUAAUAUCUAUUAACAUUAUCAUAUUAAUAUUUAUUAAAAAGAUAUUUAAGUUGUAAAAAUGUUUAAUUUCCUUAUAAAUAAAAUACUUGGAACACUUUCGAAAUUGACUUAUCUUUAGACCAAGAGUCAAACUGACUCUCUGUUUCUAUUGAUGGGUCACAGAAAGGUAUUUCUACGCCUGGGUUGAUUGGUCUUUUAUUUUCUUAUUUACGUUGAUUUUUUGGACCAAAAAUAGAUUGCGAUAAAAUUUCCAGGCUAUAAAUGGAUUGCAAGGAAAAAAUUUAAGUAGCCCUGUGUUUUAUUUUUUCUGAAGUUGAUAUGCAACUUUUCAUUAUGUACGUGUGAAUAUUCAUUAUAUGACUUUGUAACUACAGAAUAAUAAUUAAUUUAUUGUUGUACAUAGGAGAGAUAAGUCUUAUUUUCUUCAGGACGUAUUUUUUAUAUGAGUAUGUUGUGCAAAGAAUGAUCUCAUUGAAAAUUAUUGCUAAACUGAUAUUAAUGUAUGUUAUACUUUAUAAUAAAUGUACAUUUUCUUUUUUGUAA